AUGGGCCCUACAGUCGUUGAGGGUCUCUACGCCAUGUCUAUUAUGAUUAUUGCGAGAGGUCUUACUGAGCCAGAAUUUGAUCUUGACCAAUACUUGUGCGUAUUCGUUCGAGAUGAGCUCAUUUCGUGGUACACUCAACAACACAGACCCAGUGUGCAAGACCAGCAAUUACGGGAGAUUGUUAGAGUCAAUGUUGAAGCUAUUGUCAAACGAGCUACCUCGUUGGCACAAGUUGGACAAGGUAAUAUACCUGCCAACCAAACUGUCAUUGAUCUGAUCUCACAAGCAGUCAACCCAAGACACCUUGCACUAACGGAUAAUCUCUGGAUGCCCUAUUUUUAA
Messenger RNA from Sugiyamaella lignohabitans, 342 nucleotides. RefSeq names its product histone acetyltransferase TRA1 (gene TRA1). The record is from RefSeq and is a predicted model, not a curated record. Gene Ontology annotation, biological process: regulation of DNA-templated transcription; DNA repair. Bases 1 to 342 code for a protein of 113 amino acids. Gene Ontology annotation, cellular component: nucleus; NuA4 histone acetyltransferase complex; SAGA complex. Lineage: Eukaryota; Fungi; Ascomycota; Dipodascomycetes; Dipodascales; Trichomonascaceae. The transcript has a single exon. Gene Ontology annotation, molecular function: transcription coregulator activity; protein binding.